UGCAAUUUUUGGAUUUUUGGGAAUUUAAGCAGCCAGUGAAAUGAUUUAACUCAUUUAAGCAUAUUUCAAUCGGAGAACCAUUCGUGGAACAAGAUUGAGCAUAUAUUUCUGAAAGGGAAAUAUCAAAAGACAAUGUCUUUUGGAUUGUCUAUGGUUAGAGUCAGACAGAAAAUACGUGCUGAGAGAUAUUGCAACUCGAAGGAAAGCCUUCGGAUUUCGCGAUUGAGAAAGCUAGCUGGAGGGAAAAUAAUCAGGAGAUGAUGAUGAUGAACUUUAUUUAACCACGCUAAGCUUGUGUCUUGAGUUUGCAAGGUGCCUUGGCUUUUAUUCUGACUGUGCCAUAGCUGACAUUUGUUCUUUUCAAGCUGUUUGAGGGGUUUUUCAAUGUUGUCCGUCAUUUCUAAUGUUUUGGUGGACAUGUUUCUUGUGUUGGUCGCUGGUCUCUUGGUAUGUUGACAUUAUCUAGUGCCUCGGGUAUACCUGGAACCAGAAGGAAAGGUAUAAGUAUAUUAAGUCAUGGUAGAUUUGUCGAGGGGGGGGUGUCUGGUGGGAGAUAUGGCCCUCUUGUUCUCUUAUGCCAGUCUGAAAGUAGGGCUAAGCUCCUUAAUAAUUUAAUGACAAGUAUGGUUUCCUUUGCCAGAAUAGUUAUAUAUUCAUAUAUCCAAUAGGCAUAUAUCCAGUGUUAAACCAUGUUUACUUCAAGUUUUGUUUUAAACGUUGUUAUGAGUGGCCAAAUCGUAACUUCCUGCUGUAGGUUUGAAAACCGUAAACUGUUCCAUUCAUUCCUAGUGGUGUUACAGCACUGGGAGACUGCCGUCAAGUUGAUUCUGGCCAGAGAAGCUUUGAUAACGAAAUUAGAAGAUUUCGAGAGACUGGCUUCGGACCCAAACCGUUUCUUCGAGAGAGGAAGCCCUGGUUCGGCCAGUUCUCGGAUCAAAGAGGCGAAAACCAGAAAGCAAUUACAUCAUAAAUUGGACAAGAUUGAAGUUCGAAUUAAGAAAAUCGUUGUUACGAUUCAUGAGACGUUUUCCGAUGUUGUCACGUUCCAGGGUCGUCCAUACCUUGAGAAAAUGUCCAGUGAUCGUACAGAGAUGUUGUAUUGGCUUCAACAAGAACGGCGAGAGACCGCUCUGGAUAUGGCGAAGAGAACUGUGGAACUUAGGAUGUUGGAGAUACCUACGACUGUAAAUAACGUUGUGUGAUUGUGUCAUUGCUUUAAAAUAUUGUAAAUGCUCUGGACCAGACGGUGUAAAAAAUUCAAACGAACAUCUCCACACUAAAGCAAAAAUAACUAUGUGUUUAUAUGGGUAAUAGAUAGGGGUGCGUCAAACUGAGUGUGCACUUUCGAUUUACUCCGAAAUUUCCAUAGAAUUACUAUUGUAAUUCAGUUAAAAAUAUACGUGAUUAGUCUCUAUAUAUAGAGGCUGUCGUGUUUUUGAUCUAUUUCAUCAAGAAAA
Molecule: messenger RNA, 1457 nt
Organism: Dendronephthya gigantea
Lineage: Eukaryota; Metazoa; Cnidaria; Anthozoa; Malacalcyonacea; Nephtheidae
Product: coiled-coil domain-containing protein 87-like
Exons: 7
Coding region: 690-1202 (170 amino acids)
Source: RefSeq, a predicted model, not a curated record